This is a messenger RNA of Dictyostelium discoideum AX4, 531 nucleotides long. RefSeq lists its product as hypothetical. Bases 1 to 531 code for a protein of 176 amino acids. Lineage: Eukaryota; Evosea; Eumycetozoa; Dictyosteliales; Dictyosteliaceae. The record is from RefSeq and is a predicted model, not a curated record. The transcript has 2 exons.
AUGUAUUACUCUAAAAGAAAAUCAGAAAUCCCUUUACUUGAUGGAAAAAGAAUGUAUAUACAAGUAGUUCAAUCUUCAUGGUUUUGGGUUAACAUUAAAAUCAAAAAAUUACUUUAUUUUAUCGAUACCCCAUUGAAAUUAGUUAAGGCAUGUGUUUUAUUAUAUGAUUUAAAAGGAGGAGCACAUGGAAGAGUAUGGUUAUGUUGUGCCUCCGCUGGUGUUUUAGAAGGACAUGUUUUCGUUUUAAAAUUCUCAAGAUGUAAUAUUUCACCAGAAAAUGAAUUGAUCAAAGAGUGUGAAAAGUGGAGAGAACUUUGGGGUUUGGAUGCACAUGUUGGAACUUGGAACUCCAAGCCAGCUUUAAUGAUGCCAUAUGUGUCACCAGCUUCUGACAAAGAUUGGAAAAAUCAAGAUUUUAUUGCUUUAGUAACCAAUACAAUCGAUAAACUCUCUAAAAUGAAAUUUCAUCACCAAGAUUUAAAAAAAUGUCACGUUGCUAAAUAUUUGGAUUCCAAUAAUGUUAUUAAGUAG